Molecule: messenger RNA, 2223 nt
Organism: Acanthamoeba castellanii str. Neff
Lineage: Eukaryota; Discosea; Longamoebia; Acanthamoebidae
Product: von Willebrand factor type A domain containing protein
Exons: 9
Coding region: 1-2223 (740 amino acids)
Source: RefSeq, a predicted model, not a curated record
AUGGCAAACCAGGUGACCUCCGUCGACAUCCACCGAAAGGGCACAAAUGUCGACACUGGCCACUUUAAAACUGCGGCAUUCACCUGCCACACCAUGUUCGGAGACGAUUCGGGAACGAACGAGGGAAGCCAAGUCCGUCUGCGCAAGCGGAUGGCCAAGAACCUGCAGGCCAACAUGGUUGAAGUGCUGCUGUGCGUCGACGACUCGGGUUCGAUCAGUGACCCCGACUUUGUCAAGCUGAGGCAAGCAGGUGAGGAGAUCCUGCGCAUUUCAGCCAGCAACAACGGCGCCCGUUUCGCCGGGGUGAUGUUCCACUCAACCUCCACCAUCGUGAGUCCCUGGCGCCAGUCGGCCAUUGAGGUUCAGCAAGCGUUGAACUCGCAUGUCCGGAAACGUGGAGGGACCAACACCUCCCAGGGCCUUACGGAUGCGCAGCAGUUGUACUCGCGCGGCCGAAACAACGCCAAGAGGCUUCUCUUCCUUCUGACCGAUGGCGAAGCCAACGACAAGGCAGAUGCUGAGCGCUUGGCUGCUCAACUCAAGUUCACUCAAGGCGCCAUGGUGUUUGUCCUGGCGGUGGGGAAACACUUCGACAUGGACCACCUGGCCAAAGUGGCCAGCUACGGGUGCCUCUACCGAGUGGACAACUACGAGGCACUGCUCGAAGCGCUCAAGGACAACGAGCGCAAUGACAGCAGCGUGCAGCAUGAUCUCCACGUUACCCUCCGUGCCUACACUGUCAACUCCCCGGUCAAGUUCUCACAGGACCUCAAGUACCAACUGGAGGUGCACAACGUCGGAACGGUGGCGCUACCGGCGGGAACUCGCAUCUGGCUGAGUGAACAAGGCCACUACUUCAACGAGACCUGCGUCAACCUGCCGCACUCUCUCGAGGUCGGUGACAAGACGCAGCUGUCCUUCACCCUCAACAGCCAGAAGAGGCACUUCCGACACCUCUCCGACGGUGUGCAAUUCAGCAUCAAGCACCCCCACGGUGCGCAGGUGUACUGCGACAUGAACGAGAUCGAAUUCCGGAGCCAGGACUUCAUCGGCAACUUCAUCGGCUACCGGCCGCCCAGCCCUGCCACCUGCCUCAACAUCCUCAUGUUCGGCGUCAUCGGGUCGGGCAAGAGCAGCUUCACCAACACCAUCCUCAGCGCCUUCUCCGACCAGGUCAUGGACAACGCGCAGGUGGGCGGAGACGGCGACCACUGCACCACCGACUACAGGCGCUUUCACCUGGGGCAACUGUGUGGCCUCACUGGAACCGAGAUUGCGCUGUGGGACAGCUGGGGCCUCGACGAGGAGACCUAUGGCAACGACUUCCUGAUGACCCUGCUGCGCGGCGAUCUCCCGAGCGGAUACGAGAUGGUGAACGUUUCCAUUGUGGACGGGGCCAAGCGCGACCCCGACAACAUGCACCAGGUCGACAGGCGCAUCCACGGGGUGCUCAUGUUCGUGCCCAUCAACAUCUUGGAAGAUUCGGUCAUGCUCCUCCGCAUCAAGGACGCCCUGCGCCUGACCAACAAGAUGAAGCUGAACGCCCAGGUGGUCGUCACGAGGGCAGACACGGUAAGCGGGAAGCAGAACCGCGUCACCCUGCAGGAGAGGAUCGCCAAGGAGCUCAACCUGGCUCCACUGAGGGUGAACUUGGUCAAGAACUACAUCAAGGUCCGGGACAAGGACUUCGGCAUCGACAAGGUGGCGCUCCGGGUCUUCGCGGACAUAGUUGAUACCGCGCAUCAGUACGUGAAGACCUACGUGGCCGCCUCACCCUCGUCGCCUACCUGCUCCCCCGUCGAUUCCCCCCAGCGCCACUUCCACGUCGAAAAGCCCAACGACCCUGGAUCGCCCUACGUGCCGCGCCAGGCGGCUCCCCAACCGUCCAGCCACCAGUCGACCUCGGCCAGCACUCCUCCCCCCAGCAGCGGAGCCGACACCCUCUUGGUGCACCACGGGCCGAAGGUCGUGAAGGUGAAGUACAACGACUCCACAACCUUCUACUCGCUUCUGAAGACCGUGUGCUUCCAGUACCGGCUGCCGCACGAUCUCUACGCGCUCGCCGACGCUCCGGUUGAGGUGCGCUUACUGGGUGGAGGACAAGGUCUGCUCCUUCACAGGACUCACCGACGUCUAUCUGGUGCAGUUCUGAUAUCAUGUCCGCUUGAGACUGUUGUCAGUCCCUCCAGGCCAAGCGACAACACAACUGUUCUCCCUCCAUAG